AUGAACAACCACUUUGCGGCCGUCGGCGAAAAGCCCACCGAUGGCAACUACGAGCAUGGCGUCCAGGUUAUUGACGAGGACAAGGAAUUCAAUACCAACAUCACCGACUACCUCCGCGUGACGGACGUCGCCGAGGCCGGCUUCAACUACCACCUCAUCUCCGUCUUCGGCUCCCAGUCCACCGGCAAGUCGACGCUUCUCAACAAUCUCUUCGGCACCGAGUUCUCCGUCAUGUCGGAGACGGAGCGUCGCCAGACGACCAAGGGCAUCUGGAUGUCCAAGAACAAGCGAAUCGAGAGUGCCGGCAAGAAGAUGGCCGACAACAUCCUCGUCAUGGACGUCGAAGGUACCGACGGUCGCGAACGUGGCGAGGAUCAGGACUUUGAGCGAAAGAGCGCCCUCUUUGCGCUCGCCACCAGCGAAGUCCUCAUUGUCAACAUUUGGGAGCACCAGGACAAGCAGUCCACCCCACGAUCGCUCCUCUUUUUCGUUAUUCGAGACCACCUUGGAAACACGCCCCUUGCGAACCUCCAGACGACUUUGAUCCAAGAUUUGACUAAGAUUUGGACCUCGAUCUCCAAGCCGUCCGGUCUCGAGGGCGCCAAGAUUGAAGACUACUUUGAUUUUGGCUUCGCUGCUCUUCCCCACAAGAUUCUGCAGGCCGAAAAGUUCGUCGAAGAGGUCAGAAAACUCGGUGCGAGAUUCUCUCCUGCGAACCGAUCCGGCUCCAAGGAAAACGGCACCCACGGCGAGGAAGAGCUGCAGGGUGGUAUCUUUUUACCCGAUUACCACCGCCGAAUCCCCGCAGACGGCUUUUCUGUUUACGCCGAGGGUAUCUGGGACCAAAUUGUCCACAACAAGGAUCUCGAUCUCCCCACUCAGCAGGAGCUCCUGGCCCAGUUCCGAUGCGAUGAAAUCGCCAAAGAGGUAAUUGCGGCGUUUGACGUCAUCCUUGCUCCCCUAGAGGAGAAGCAAGUGGAGGCAUCCAACCUGGGUAAGAUUCUGGUGCUCGCCAAUCUUGGUGUCACCGGCAGCGAGGCUCGUCAAAAGUGUGUCAAUGCUUUCCAAACUCAGGCUAGCCGCUAUCACAAGAAGGUGUACGGCGAGAAGCGCAUCGAACUCGAGAGCAAGAUUGAUGGUCGGCUCAAGACUCUGUAUCAAGGUCAGCUGGCUGCCUCUCACAAGGGUGGUGUCGCUGCUUUUACCGACGCUGUUAGCAGCCAGGUCAAAGCUGGCCAGAAGGCUGGCGGCGGCUAUGAGUUUGCCGAAAUCGUCUCAAGCGAAAAGGAAAAGGCCCUCAAAGUUUUCAAGACUGAAGCCCAGAGCCUUGCUAUUCAGGGUGUCCCUUGGACCAACUUCAAACCCCAGUACCAGCUGUACGAAGCUGAUCUCGAUGAGGUCAGCGGCAGACUGCGCAAGGAGGAGAUGCGACGCCUCGCUACGCGCGUAGAACGCUGGGUCAAGUCCCGCCUUGGCGAUGCCAUCGGUGUUGAAUUCAACAAGCUCGGAUCUGGCAGAGGUGGAUCGGGCGCUCCAGAGGAAGGCGAGAAGCCAGAUACUGAAAAGGAUCUAUGGGACCGCAUCUGGAACGUCUUCACCGACAUUGUCAACGAGGCUGAAAGCCGUUUCGUUGACCGCGCAAAGAGCUUCGAUGCUAGCGAGGAAGAGGUCGUUGUCGGGCUGUGGCGUCUGCGUCGUAAGAGCUGGGUUGGUCUUCGAGAAAAAAUUGAAGAAGAGGUCAUGGAGGGCAACAUUCUCCUGAAGCUUAGAGAGAACUUUGAAGACAAGUUCCGCUACGACGAGGCCGGUGUUCCUCGCAUUUGGCGCCCCACCGAUGACAUUGAGGGCGUGUAUACAAAGGCCAGAGAAUCGACACUGACCUUGAUUCCUUUGCUCUCUCGCUUCCGUCUAUCGUCAACCUAUGCACCCCCCGAUCUCGUGAGCUUCAUCGGCCACCAACCGGCCGGCGUUGAGGCCGGUGAUGAGGAGGAUCUGGCCCCUAUUGGUGGCGUUGAUGAGGAGGAAGGCAAGAGCCUGGAAGAGGAAAUGACGGUGUUGAGCGAGAGCAAGCGCCAAGACCUCGUUGUACGAUUCAAGAAGACGGCCGAUGGCGUCUACGUCGAGGCCAAGCGUGGCGCCAUUGGUGGCGUUGCGCAAGUUCCUCUGUACUUUUACGGUAUUCUUUUGGCACUUGGUUGGAACGAAAUCUGGAUGGUUCUGCGCAACCCUUUCCUGUUCAUCCUUUUGUUACUCAUUGCUGGAGGCACAUAUGUCGCCUACACACUUAACCUCUUGGGUCCCAUGAUGCAGAUGAGCAAUGCUGCCGUCAACCAGGGCAUGGAUAUUGCCAAGCACUCCCUGCGCGAGUUCAUUGCCAACUCGGACAUGGCGCGCCAGGCUCUUGCCGUCCCCGCGGACCAAAGCAGAGACGACAGCAUCGGCAUGGAUACGCUCGACAGCCGCGGUAAGAAGACGGCUGCUCCUGCGAAGAAAGACGAUGAUGAUGAUGACAUUUGA
This is a messenger RNA of Akanthomyces muscarius, 2517 nucleotides long. RefSeq lists its product as uncharacterized. The transcript is spliced from 5 exons. The record is from RefSeq and is a predicted model, not a curated record. The coding region runs from base 1 to 2517 and encodes 838 amino acids. Gene Ontology annotation, molecular function: GTPase activity; GTP binding. Gene Ontology annotation, cellular component: endoplasmic reticulum. Gene Ontology annotation, biological process: endoplasmic reticulum membrane fusion. Lineage: Eukaryota; Fungi; Ascomycota; Sordariomycetes; Hypocreales; Cordycipitaceae.